Messenger RNA from Osmia bicornis bicornis, 4152 nucleotides. RefSeq names its product signal transducer and activator of transcription 5B (gene Stat92E). The transcript is spliced from 9 exons. Gene Ontology annotation, biological process: cell surface receptor signaling pathway via JAK-STAT; regulation of cell population proliferation; regulation of transcription by RNA polymerase II. NCBI's taxonomy places the organism in Eukaryota, Metazoa, Arthropoda, Insecta, Hymenoptera, Megachilidae. Bases 223 to 2706 code for a protein of 827 amino acids. The record is from RefSeq and is a predicted model, not a curated record. Gene Ontology annotation, molecular function: RNA polymerase II cis-regulatory region sequence-specific DNA binding; DNA-binding transcription factor activity, RNA polymerase II-specific.
GUUACGCGAAAGGGGGAAAGUUAUUGAUGAGACCCGCGCGUGCGACCGGUCCCCAUAAUCAUUACGUUUACGAUUAUUGCGCGGUAGAGUUUGUUUGAUCGGUUCAAAGGUUACAUCCUGAUCAAAUUGAGUCAAACUGAAAGAACAAGUAACAGAAUUUUACGUCACUAGUCCUAGUUGCUUUUGUCUUCGGACUAGCAGCAGGGUUCAACAGAAAUCACAAUGUCUUUGUGGGCCAAAGCACAGCAGUUGCCACAAGAUGCAUUGCAGCAAGUACGUUCAGUAUAUGGAGAACACUUUCCUAUUGAGGUUCGGCAUUUUUUGUCUUCUUGGAUAGAAGAAAAGAUGUGGACCGACAUAGAACCUGAUAAUCCACAAUAUGAACAAUACAUUGCUAAUCUUGUUAGAUCUUUAAUACAAGAAUUAGAAACAAAAGCAGCUUCAUUAAAUACAGAUGACAUGUUUUUGACAAAAAUUAAAUUGAUGGAAGUUGCUAAAAGUUUUCGUCAGAGAUAUUCUCACAAUCCAGCAGCAUUAUUUAGAAUAAUUAGACAUUGUCUAGGCACAGAAAUGAAACUGGUAGCUCAAUUGGAAAACUUAGGUGGUGCUUUAAUGACAAUGGCAGGAGGAAAAGUAGGACUGAUUAGCGACGCGGUUGCUGAAAUAGCACAACAUGUUGAAUCCUUACGGCGCAGAACACAAGAAACUGGGGAAGAUUUAAGAAAAAUGGAGCAAGAGCAAGAAGCAUUUGCAAUUAGUUAUCAUGAAUGUACAAAAUUAAAUGCACAUCUCCAGCAUCUUGCAACACAGCCACAGAACCAACCAAAUUUAGAUUUGGAGAAAAAAAUCAGAAGACAAAAGGAACAACAGGAACAAUUAUUGAACCAUAAAGUGGCCGGUUUGAUGCAAUUACGUCUGACGUUAGCCGAUAAAUUAAAGGACACUAUUACCAGAUUAAAUAGUCUACAAUCUAGAGUCUUAGAUGAUGAACUUAUUAGAUGGAAAAGAGACCAGCAGUUGGCAGGAAAUGGCGCGCCAUUCAAUAGUAAUUUAGAUUCUAUUCAAGAAUGGUGUGAAAGUCUAGCAGAAUUAAUAUGGCUGAAUCGUCAGCAAAUUAAAGAAGCCGAGCGUUUAAAACAAAAGUUUGCAUUGGAACCACCCGGCAUGCAAGAUAUUCUUCCUACAUUAAAUUCACAGAUUACUCAGCUUCUCAGUUCAUUAGUCACAAGCACGUUUAUUAUAGAAAAACAACCACCGCAAGUGAUGAAGACUAACACUCGUUUUACGAGUACGGUACGUCUACUUGUAGGUGGAAAAUUGAAUGUUCACAUGACCCCUCCACAAGUCAAAGUGAGCAUUAUUAGCGAAGCUCAAGCGAAUGCUUUAUUGAAGAGCGAUAAAAUGGCGAAAAAUGGAGAAGCUAGCGGUGAAAUUUUAAACAACACAGGAACAAUGGAGUAUCAUCAAGCAACAAGACAACUUUCUGUGAGCUUUCGUAACAUGCAGUUAAAGAAAAUAAAAAGGGCGGAGAAAAAGGGAACAGAGUCUGUUAUGGAUGAGAAAUUCUCGCUUCUUUUUCAAUCGCAGUUUAGCGUUGGAGGAGGUGAAUUAGUAUUUCAGGUUUGGACAUUAAGCUUACCAGUUGUAGUAAUUGUACAUGGAAAUCAAGAACCACAUGCAUGGGCUACGGUCACGUGGGAUAACGCGUUUGCCGAACCGGGAAGAGUACCGUUCGCAGUACCCGAUAAAGUUCCAUGGGGUCAAGUAGCCGAGGCAUUAAACGUGAAAUUUAGAUCAGCUACCGGUCGUUCGUUAACAGAAGAUAAUCUACGGUUCCUUGCGGAAAAGGCAUUUCGUGGCGGAGCUGCGAAUGGACAAGAUUAUUCUAGUUUACUUUUAAGUUGGGCACAAUUUUGUAAAGAACCAUUACCCGAAAGGAAUUUUACAUUUUGGGAAUGGUUUUAUGCUGUUAUGAAAUUAACCAGGGAACAUUUAAGAGGUCCUUGGAUCGAUGGUUACAUAUUGGGAUUCGUAAGAAAGAAACAAGCUGAAGAAAUGUUGGCUAAUUGUGCGUCAGGAACUUUCCUAAUGCGAUUCUCAGACUCUGAACUCGGUGGUGUUACCAUCGCUUGGGUUGGAGAUCAAACGGAAGUGUUCAUGUUACAACCGUUCACAAGUAAAGAUUUUGCGAUUCGCAGUUUAGCGGAUCGUGUAUCCGAUUUGCAACAUUUACUUUACCUCUACCCGGACUUGUCGAAAGAUCAAGCGUUUUCAAAAUAUUAUACACCGUUCACAGAAAAUCAAUCUACGUCGACAAAUGGAUAUGUAAAACCUUUGUUAGUAACGCACGUACCUGGUUGGGGUGGACCGGGUGUUGGUGGUCAAACACCAUCGCAUUCUUCUGUUGUUGGGGUAGGGAGUAGUGGUCAAAGUGGUCCGGGUGGUAGUUAUCCUGCAACCCCAUCAACUAUGUUUCAAGCGCACAGUCCUGAUCCGUCCGUAACGCGCGACACUCCAUCAGUGGCUUCCAGCUACGCUCCGGGCCUUGGCCAGUCAAGCGUUGGGCGAACAAAUCCGGACAUGGACUAUGUGGAGCUGAUGGGUCACGGUGAGCUGCCCUCGAUCGACGAAAAUCUCAACUUGGACCACUUUAAUGGCUUUAGCUUCUCCGAGUUCAUUCAAUCGUACAGUGCUAAGCCACAAUAGGUAUGUCAGGCGCGACUAUAUUUCUCUUGUACCUACGUGUCGAUUAAACGUAUUUUAACAUCACUUUCAUCUACAUUUUAAAUCGUACCGUAUUUGAAAUUGUUGUUUUUAAUAGGGGAGGGAUAUAUAAAAAAUGAUAUAUCGUCGUCUCCGAUGUUAUCGUUUUACCUAAAUCACUUUAGGGUUUACCCCAUUGUCCUUCUGACAAAGCGGCGGUAUACCCUUUCAUUCUAUCGUAUAAGUGCAAUAUAUCUAGAAACGAACAAACGUUGUCCUAGUACCUUUUACGAACCAUCGAAUUUUAAAAUCGCUUGUUUAUGUAUUAAUGUUGUUCAGUUGCAUAUUUUAUACGGGUACGUGUAACGUUUAAGCAUCGCCUUACGAAGUGCUUAAAAUUAAUUCUUUCUUCUCUUUUCAAGUCGAGUAGUAUUUCUUGUUGAAAUCGAAAUGUUAUAGAUAUUAAAUGUUUCACGGUAUGAAAGAAAGCACAUGGCAUACUUAGAUGACACAAGCUAAUUGAUUUCUUAUAGCGUCGAGUGGUGCGCUAUCAAAAAAACUCUGUUUUGUACAAAAUAAUUGAAAUCAUUUUUACAGAUGUUAACGUUCAACGAUCUUCGUUCACGAGUGUGUAUGCAUGGGUAUGUUCUUCUUUUAAUUGAAAUAUGUAUUUGUUCUUUAGACGGUGACCUGAUGGAUACUCUAUUACUGAAACGUUAUCGGUUGUUUGAAAGAAAAUAUGCGAGAUAAUAGAGUAACGAAUGAUAUAAAUGUCCGUUGACAAUAGAAUCGGUAUGAUGAUAAACGUACAGACAAUCAUUUACGUACAGUCAUUGUAAAUAGCGAUCAAGUUACACGGGACAAAGAUUUUAAUUUAAACGAUGGUGAGAGUAGCGAAUAGAAGAGUAACAGGGUUUGUGCAACGCUAAGAGUAGCGAUUCGUGUGACCUAAACUAUGUGCCUUAAGAUCUUCGAAUCGAUACGGUGAUGAUAUUUUUUGAAAAUUCUUAUUCAAAUUUAUAUGUAUUUUUUCCGUAGAGAUUUUCUUUGUAUCUCCAAUGAUUUGUAAAUGUUAAAUUCAUCAAAGAGCUUUUAGAAAAUCAAAAGUCAACAUUUUCUUCGGCUUCGUCUUUUCGAUACGUUCAACGAUGUAUGUAUAUAUAAUAGAUUUUUGCAAUAUUUCAACUGGAAAAACUUUCUCACUGUAUUUCUUAACUUUAAGCAGUAGAAAGUUUCAGUGGUCAAUUUAAAAAUAGAUAAUUAUUCGUUCCCUCCCCUGUACUUUAUACAUCAUUGAAACUUAUCAAUUGUUGCCCAUACGUAAAGUAUGCUAAACUGUAUCCAGGAUAGAAUGAAACACAUCGUUAUCUUUAUUAUUCUUUUAAUAUAAUAUAAUAGUAUAAAUACAUAUAUAUAUAUAUUAUAUAUACGUGAGUAUACAUAUAUAUA